Messenger RNA from Capsicum annuum, 1700 nucleotides. Its product is annotated as zinc finger protein ZAT4-like. The transcript has a single exon. Lineage: Eukaryota; Viridiplantae; Streptophyta; Magnoliopsida; Solanales; Solanaceae. The record is from RefSeq and is a predicted model, not a curated record. The coding region runs from base 47 to 1495 and encodes 482 amino acids.
CCUACCUUCUCUAGUCUCUUCUCAUUCAUGUUUAAAGUAGAACAUCAUGGCUUGUAUAGAUCAAGAGCAACAACAACCAAUUUUUAAGCAUUAUUGUAGAGUUUGCAAGAAAGGUUUUGUGUGUGGGAGAGCUUUAGGUGGACAUAUGAGAGCUCAUGGAAUUGGAGAUGAAGGUGCAAACAUAGAUGAUGAUGAUCCAGCUAGUGAUUGGGAAGAUAAGUUUGGAGGGAGUGUUAAGGGAGGUAAUAAGAGGAUGUAUCAAUUAAGAACAAACCCUAAUCGACAAAAGAGCAAUAGAGUUUGUGAGAAUUGUGGAAAAGAAUUCUCGUCUUGGAAAUCUUUUCUUGAACAUGGAAAAUGUAGCUCUGAAGAUGCAGAGUCCCUAGUAUCCUCCCCCGGUUCAGAGGGUGAGGACUAUAUUAAUAAUGGUGGAAGAAAAGGUUAUGGAUGGUCUAAAAGGAAAAGGUCACUGAGAACAAAAAUUGGCACCAUUAGUACUUCAACUUAUCCACCAAGUGAGGAUGAAGAUCUUGUCCUUGCAAAAUGCCUUAUAGACUUGGCCAACGCGAAGGUAAUUGACAUGUCGUUAGCUGAGCCAGAGGAGUCAUGUGCCUCAGCUAGCAAGGAGGAGGAACGGGCCAGGAACCCGAUGAACUACCUAACCCCACUAGUAAGUACUCGUGUACCCUUUGACAACAAGGCUAAAGGGGUUUCGAAUAAAGGAUUGUUUGAAUGCAAAGCUUGCAAGAAAGUCUUCAACUCCCACCAAGCCCUUGGUGGACAUAGGGCAAGUCACAAAAAGGUUAAAGGAUGUUAUGCAGCCAAGCAAGAUCAAUUAGAUGAUAGCUUAAUUGAUGAUCAAGAUAUGAAUAUCACACAGGAUGAAUUCACCUUACAAGGUUCAAAGUCCAUGAAGAAAUCAAAAAUCCAUGAAUGCUCAAUAUGCCAUAGAGUUUUCUCCACAGGGCAAGCUUUAGGUGGGCACAAAAGGUGUCAUUGGAUCACCUCCAAUUCUCCGGAUUCAACAUCAAAGUUUAAUUUCCAUGGUCACAUGGAGCAAAUUAAUCUAAGAUCAAACUUGAGAAAAUCAGGUGAUGCAUUAGAUCUCAACAUUCCAAUAUCACACGAAGACAUGUCACGAAUUAGGCGAGACCCUAUGAAUCCAUUGAGCUUUGAAGUCUCAACAGAAAUUCACUUACAUCCAUGGAGUAUUAAUGCUCAUGAAGCAAAAGAUGGGGAGAAUCAUAGUUGUAGUGACAACUACUACCUUGAUGAAAACAUAAACAACAACAAUAAUACUAAUGAUAAUGGAAACAAUGGUAACAACAACAUUAAUGGUACUAUACAAAGUGGAGAAGAUGAUGAAGCAGACAGUAGUAAAUUGAAGUUAGCUAAGCUAAGUGAAUUACAGGAUAUGAAUAAAAAUUCUGAAAAUCCCUCUCACUGGUUACAAGUUGGGAUUGGUCCAACUACGGAAGUUGGGGCUAACCCAUAAAUUUUAUACAGUUCCUUAAUUCUUCUGCUUUUAAUUUUUAUUGUCUCCUUUGUCAGACUGAGUAUAUAUCUCCUUUGUAAUUACAAGCUCACCAUAAAAAAUAAUACAUGGUGACACACAUACUGUAAUUUGUACUCUUUUUUUUUUUUUGUUAUUUCCUUGUAAGGGAACAUAUAUAGAUACAAAAUCUUGAAAUUGUUUUAUA